Molecule: messenger RNA, 1794 nt
Organism: Eimeria acervulina
Lineage: Eukaryota; Apicomplexa; Conoidasida; Eucoccidiorida; Eimeriidae
Product: 3-mercaptopyruvate sulfurtransferase, putative
Exons: 4
Coding region: 1-1794 (597 amino acids)
Biological process (GO): transsulfuration
Molecular function (GO): thiosulfate-cyanide sulfurtransferase activity
Source: RefSeq, a predicted model, not a curated record
AUGGCGACGUUGAGGGGUGGCUGGGGGCCUGACAGCGACCCGCUGAUAUCUGUAGAAGAGCUUGCUGCCGAACUGCAGCAGCAGCAGCAGCUGCAACAGCAGCAACAGCAGCAGCUGUUGCUCCUGGACUGCAGCAAGACCGACUUACCCAUGUUUGGGGGCCGCUCUGCUGAGGAGGAGUUUCUUGCAGGCCCCCGCCUCCCCCACGCGCAGUACUUCUGCAUAGACACCUGCAGCGACAGCAGCAGUCCAUAUCCCCACAUGCUGCCUUCCAGGCAGCAGCUGCAUGCGCAUUUAGCUGCCCUUCUGCAGCAGCAGCAACAGCAACAGCAGCGAAAGCAACAGCAGCAGCAACACCCGCAGCAGCAACUCCAAGAUACGAAGAUUGUCUUAUAUGACUCUGUUGGCUUCUUCUCAGCUACUCGAGUAUACUGGAUGCUGCUGUGGGGCGGCUUGAGGGCCCGUAUCCUUGAAGGGGGAGUUAAGGCCUGGAGGGCUCAUGGCUGUCCCCUAGACGCAACCCCUCUUAGCCCAGACUGUCUCCUCCCUCUUGCGAAGACAGUAGAUGCUCCUGCUGCUGAUCCUGCUGCUGCUGCUUCACUUGCUGCUAACGGGAAGAAUAAGUGCAACGGUGACCCCUGCGACUCAUUAGUUGUUUCUUAUACCGAUGUCUUGAUGGGCCUGGACGAGGCAGCAGGCGCUACCGAAGGAAGAAGCAGCAGCAGCAAUAGCAGCAACAGCAGCAGCAGCAGCAGCAACAGCAAUAAGGGGCCCUUUGUAUUAGUUGAUGUGCGCUCGCACGAGCGCUUCUGGGGUCUGUGCCCGGAACCGCGUGAGGGUUUGUAUGGAGGCCACAUUCCUUCUUCUUUGAAUCUCCCCUUUACUACUCUCUUGCAAUCUCAUGCAUUCUUCCCCAACAGCAGCAGCAGCAGCAACAACAGCAGCAGCAACAACAGCAGCAGCAGCAACGGCAGCAGCAGCAACGGCAGCAGCAGCGAGGGGCCCACAAGCUAUCUCUGCCCCUUCAGCACAUCAGCAGCUGCGCCUCCAUAUGGCUACGCAACUUUAAAGACAGGGCCUUCCCUCUUAGUCGCCUUGGGACCGUUGCUCGGCCGUGCGAACGUCAUGGGCGUCCAGAAGCAGCUAAAGGCCUUCCAACAGCAGCAGCAGCAGCAGCAACAGCAGCAGCAACAACAGCUGCAGCAGCAGCAGAUGUAUCCCCAUUUGGAUUUUUCUCAGGCUAAACGGAUCGUGUGUACUUGCGGCAGCGGAGUUACAGCCUGUAUCCUCUUCUGUGCCCUUGUUAAGAUCGGGUACCCUCUAUCGUUACUCUCUGUUUAUGACGGUUCUUGGGCAGAGUGGGCGCAGCGACGGCAGAUGGAGGCCCCCCUGGGGGGCCCCCAUGAUGCCCCUUACCCGACCCUUGUGCUGCCUCCGCCUACGCAGGAGCAGCAGGAGGCCCUACGCGCAGUAUUACUAAGAGCUGAUGCGCCGCUGCAGCAUCGGGCCUAUGGCGCAAUGGUAGCGCGUCUGACUCCAGAUCAGAAGGUUGGGCGUUCGAGUCGCUCUGGGCUCAUCUCGCCUGUGGGUGUUGCUCUAGAGUCAUACCAUCAAGGCCCCCCACGGGAAGGGGCAGGGAACGUUGGUGUACGGGUUCGAUGUGUGCGGGAUCCUCUUAAGGCAGCUGCAGCUACUAUAGAGCAACUGCUGCAGCAACUUCGUGCUGCUGGGCGCUUGCUGCAGCAACUGCGUGCUGCUGGGCUCUUGCUGCAGCGUCCUGGCUGCUUAGCGUGA